This is a messenger RNA of Durusdinium trenchii, 2175 nucleotides long. Lineage: Eukaryota; Dinophyceae; Suessiales; Symbiodiniaceae. The record is from the annotation of a GenBank genome assembly.
AUGAUUGGUCCUACUUGGAAAGAUGAAGUGUUGAAGGUGCAGCAGGACAGUAGCUUGCCCAUCACCAGCAGAUGCAAUAAGAUUUUGGAUGUCUUGAAGCAGAACGGACUUUGCUACAAGCAAAGCAUUGAGCCCAAGAUGAUUCUGGUUCAUGUCAAGAACAGGGGAGGGCAGCUGGUUUCAGUGGGUGAUGUUCAUUCCAAAGGAGCUGCAAUGGCACAGAUUGGCUUCUCAAUGGCCAAGAUUGGUGAGUCUGUAUGCUUUGAGUUGCCAACUUCUGUGCCAGAAAAGGAAAAAGUUCUGCAGGCAAACAAAUCUUUGGCUGAGCUCUCCAACCAGCAGCUGUGUGGGCCAUUGGGUUGUGAGAGGUUUGCUUCAGUUUCCAGCAGCCAUUUGGUUACUUUCCUCAGAGCAGUACUGGCUUCCUGCAAAACUUCAGAAGCUGAGCUAAGCACCAAUGGCUUUUUGAGCUUGGAUAGUAUGAUGCAGAAGAAAGAUGAUUUGAAGCAAAUGUGCAUGGAUGGCUGGGACUGGCUGGUCAUAUCAUCAGAGGUGGAAACCCACAUCCCAGAGUUGGCACAGUUCCUGGCCCAAGCUCUGAAUUCUGACCAUGGUGUCAAAACAGCAUCCAAUGAGUUGGAAACUGCUUGCACCAUUGCUAGCAUCUAUGAGUUGCAGGCUGCUGAUGCCAAGGAUUUGAAGAAGGCAGAGCAAGCAGCUAUGGCUUCUAGACCAGCAUGUGGCAACUACAUUGGUGCCAUUACUGCCUUUGUGAAGCAGUACACUGGAGGAGAAGCAUUCCCUCUUCUGAAGUUGCUUCAAUCCAUCGGCAAGCAGUAUGGUGGUUCAACAGUUUGGGGCCAGGAGUUCACUGAAUUACUUGCUUUCACUGAUUUCAAAUCCAAAGAGACCACCUAUCCUUGGAUCCGCUUGGCGCUGGCUACAUGUCAGAUGUGUGCCUCCAAGCAAUACAUCAGAGAUGGCAUUUCCAAGCUGGUGAACCCCAGUGAUUUUUCAAAAUUGAAGCAGAAAGGAAUGGCUGUGCAAGUGGCAGCUGCUGAAAAGCUAUUGAUGGAAGCUUGGCAAUUGUGUCAAGGCAGCCCUUUGACCUUGGACCAAAAGGCCCAGCCUAUGGGUCGAUACUUGACCAGGGUUGCUUUGUUUCUGCUUGGAAAGGGCGCCAAAGGCCCUGAGGCAAAGGUCUACAAACAGCUGGAAGAAAUCACAGACAUUUUCACUGCAGAAAUGAUGAGCAUGGGGAAAUAUGGUAAGAUGGAUGUGACAGAGCCAGCAGCACCCAGCAGUGCCUCUGCACAGCAAGCAUCAGUGCCAUGUGGGUUGGAGGCUACUGCAGACCCAGCCAAAAUUGCACUGGCCAGCUUGAAGAACCUUGAGGUUGGCAAAUACUAUUUCUUUGCCACAGAACCUUUGAAGGUUUACAAGUUUGAAAGCAUUGAUGCCACUAAAGCUGUGCUCCUUCACAAGCCAUUCUUUGGAGCCCCUGACAAAAAAGAGAUACAACACAAGGACCUCAAGGGGUUGAAGUUGUGGGCCAAGCCAAUGCCUACUUUGCAGCCAGCUGAAGCUUUGAAUGCUUUACAGCCCAGUGUUUGCAUGAUGGCUGAAUUUGGUAGGGCCAAGGCCCAGCAUCUCCUGUACCAGAAAUACCAAGAGCUCUUUGGCUUCAAAAUUGAAAGUUGCCCUAUGGGCACACAGGUUUGCUGUGUUUCCUGCACACCCAGGCUGGGUGACUUUGAUCUGGUGGUUUCAAACACCAACCAGCUCUUUGCCAAUAACAAGUUCUCCAAGAAUGAUUUGGUGCUGAUUCCACUUGGCCAUGUAGUUUUGCAGCCCAAAGAAAAAGUCACCAAAAGCUCUGUGGUGCUCCAGCUAGCUGGUUGGAAAUUUGAUGAUGCCUUGGUGGUGUCACACUCCAAGUGCAAUUUUGAAAAGCAAAGUGGCCAUUGGUGCCCUUUCUUCUGGUGCAAAGAAAUGAAAGAGGAGAAGGACAAGGAUGAUGCUGCCCAGCCAACUGAGAAGGCCACCCUGGUCAGGGCUACUGUCAAAAACCUUGACCUGACCAUCCCCUGCUUGAAGAACAAGGUGGCUUUGCAGAUUGGGACCCCUUUGUGGGUAGAGCUUCAAGAGGAAGCCAAGAAGAGGAAGAAACCAUGA